CCGGGGGCGUCUUUCAUCGCAGUCUUAGACUGCUCCUCCGCCGUCAUGGAGAACGUUCCCCCACUUGCUACUGCUGCUGAGCUGGAGAUACGAGCAGCCCGUGUUGCAGAUCCAGGAUGUGCCUUAAAGGACAAAGUAACCGCUGUAAAUGAACUACGCGAGCUGAUUGACAUUGUGCGCGACUCCGACGCCAAUCGUAUCCUGCCGAACAUGAUCACUGUCUUGCUCGAGGUCUUGCGUUCUGGAGAGCCGGCUUUCAAGAGGGAUACUUUCGAGUUCGCAUUGCGCCGAACCAUAGUGGAUAUUUUGCAUCGCGUCCCCUACCAUGAGACUGUCCGACCCCUCGCUUUGAAUCUCAUCAAUGGCUUGCUUCACGUGCUUCGGCACGACAAUGAGGAGAACGGGGUCCUCUCCUGCAAGACUAUCAUUGACCUGACGCGCUACUUCAGAAUCAUUAACGAAGAGACUGUGGCGGAGUUCAUGUCUGUCCUCACCGUCAGCUUCCAAAACAUGAAGGAUCUAGUGGUGGAACUGCUUUCCGAAGAGUCUGAGGCUGUGGACCCCAAUGUGGUGUUGCCGAGCACGAAGAGUUUCAGAGUUCUUUCUGAGAUGUGUAUGACCAUAGUGACUUUCUCCCAGAGCCAUCGCCCUUUACUCAACAAACAUGUUCCGGCUCUCCUGCCACUCAACUUCGAGGUGCUCACACUGGAGUCGCCUGCUCAGAAGGCGGCGAGGGAGAACUAUGAGGCCAUGGGAGGGUUCUGGACUGGCGUAGCACCUACUAUCAAGAAUGUCCAAGCGUAUGGCGAGUUUAUUCAUGCCCAGAUCAAAAUGAUAUCCUAUUCCGCCUACAUCCUGCGCGGCCUGGAGGAAUAUGAUAAGUACGGCAAUACAUUAGUCCUCACAGGCUUGCGCCUGUUCCAGGAUUGCCCUCCGAAUGCUGUUGGCUCUCGCAGGGAUCUCAUUAUCGUUAUGAGGCAUCUCCUGUCAACGACACCAUACAGAAGAGCCCUUCUUCCCCACGUUGACAAACUGUUUGACGAGGACGUUUUGUUGGGGAAGGGAGUGGGUGCCAGGGAGACGCUGCGUGCGUCAGUCUACGUCGCUCUAGCCGACUUCGUGCAUCAUCUUCGCCCGGAGUUGACAACGAACCAAAUGGCGAGGAUCGCCAAUGUCUAUGCGACACUAAUGCAUAACCAGUCUCUGAUGAGCAAUGUGCAUAUCAUGUUUGCAAAGGUCAUCAUCAACCUAGCAGACGGUAUUGUCCAGAAGGACAAUCGGCAGCUGGCAAAUAGGGCUCUGACUUCCUUGCUGGAGUCUUGCAUCGAACGGUUAGAAGCCAUGAAUACAGUACAGCACGAGGUUUCGCUUAAGCUAGAGAGUCAGAGGAAUGGCGAGCAGACUGUCAUGGACUAUGCUUCCAUGGAUAAGUCCCGUCCUGUCGCGGGUGCAAUGUAUGCCUUGGAGAAGCCUGAGGAAGUGCUCCACGAGGCUCGUCUUCUCUUUCGACCAUUGAUGCUGUGCUGCCGUGCAUGUUUACUCAACUUAAAGAGGACGGACGGACCGGUCCCGGACGGUAUCCUGAUAUCUCGCCUGUUCGAAGGCUGCAUCAAGGCCAUGAACCUAUACGAUGUGGAUCCAAGGGAAGGCAAUGAUGCUAUGGAAACCUUCGGUCAGACCCUUGUUGAGGUGAACCUCCAUGUCGUUCAGGAAGUCUGGACCCAGAAGAUGGGUUUCUUUUUCGACUCUGCUCAGCGUCGCCCGACGCUUCUGCAGAUAUGCCAGUCGUUGUUUGGCAAGGAACCGAUAUCUCCCACUUUGAUCGCCAUUGUUCUUCGCUUUUUGAUCGACAGGCUCUCUUUACUAGGAGACACUGACGAUCAAACCGCUGUCGUCACGAUUCGGCUCUACAAGAUGGCUUUCGCCGCCGUCGGGAUAUUCCCUCAGACGAAUGAGCCCAUCCUGGCGGCGCAUAUAGGGAAGCUCAUCAUGGCAUGUUUCCCGCUUGCGGCUAAGGCGACAAAGCCUGCAAACUACUACUUCCUUCUGCGCGCACUGUUUCGAGCCAUUGGGGGUGGCGGUGGCCGAUUCGAAUUACUAUACAAAGAGGUUCUCCCUCUUCUACCGGACUUGCUGGAGAGUCUGAACCGGCAACUGCAAGCGUCGCAGGGCUUGAAUCGCGACAUGAUCGUAGAGCUCUGUCUCAUUGUUCCUCUGCGCCUAACGCACCUCCUACCACAUCUAUCGUACCUCAUGCGACCGCUCGUGUAUGCUCUCCGUGGACCGCUCGAGUUGGCUUCUCAAGGACUGAGGACAUUGGAGUUAUGCAUCGACAACCUUACGCCGGACUUCCUGGAUCCUACCCUCAAUACCGUCCUCAGGGAGUUGACGGAGGCUCUACAUAGUCACCUGAAGCCGCUUCCUGCAAGCCACCACCAUUCCAGUUCCGCAGCACGUAUCCUAGGCAAGCUUGGGGGGCGGAAUCGCAGAUUGCUGAUGCGCGAGCCUGCUUUGAACUAUCACCCAUACUCCGAGCCAGCAACAUUUGCCCUAUCCUUCAGUGGAAGGGUCAAAGACAUCGAUCUUGUUCCCAUGUCUACACUGGCAUUACGUGUCUUGCGAGGGUCAGCUUCUUCGCUCCGCACCCAGGCCUAUAACUACCUUGAGAACUGCAUCACUAUCCUUGCGCAUGAUGGAGUUCAAGGCUAUACGAGACAGGAAGUAUUCAGUCAAUGUCUAGAGGGCGUUUUCGACGCGGUACACAUUCCGGAUAUCGCUUCCCAAGCCGAGGACUACAUCCACAAGAUUUCUCAGCUCGUCUUCCGCACGGAGACGCGAAAGUCAUUCACGAAGGAUAUGGGCGUUCGCCGUCAUCCCAGUCCUCUUCUAGCGUGCUAUUUGGAUGCACUCCCCCAUGCCCUAGCACGAGAUGAGCGAUCAGAGGCCCAGAAGGCGCAAGACCUCGUAUCGUCCAUAAUCAAGGGGCUUAUUGAACUUGGGAAUAGCAUCAUGGUCUCGCCGCAGGAUGUCAUUCCUACUCUGCAUCAGAUAGCUAGCCGCUUCAGCGGACUUUGCUUUGAGGAUACAUGGGUUCGGAAGAGUGCCGGUUGUGCAGGAAUCAAGAUCAUGACUUGCACUCCAGACGUCGGUGUGAAAUGGAUCACUGAUCGAGAAGUGGACCUUGUACGCACUCUGCUGCACGUUCUCAAAGAUCUUCCGUCCGACCUCCCUCGGGAUGUGGACGAAGUCCUGGAUGUAUUGAAACGCGUCCUACGUGUGAGCAACGCUGACUUACCACCCUCGACUGCUCAGGGCGCAGAUGAUGCGCUCAAUGUCCGAAACAAGAUCAGUAACUUGACGGGGAUCUUCUUCGCUGAGCUCUCCAGUCCCAGCGCUAUCGUGCGCGAAGCGGUCCAGGGGUGCAUCGAGCUGCUGGCGGAACUCAGCGGGAAGCCUGCCGUAGAACUUUUGUUGCCACACAGGGACCGUAUGUUGGCCACAAUCUACACCAAACCUCUUCGAGCUCUUCCGUUGCCUAUCCAAAUAGGAAUGGUUGAAGCUGUGAGAUACUGCAUCAGCUUGGAUCCGCCAUUGCCUGAGUUGAAUGAGGAGCUAUUGCGACUCUUGCAUGAGACGUUGGCGCUAGCAGACGCUGACGAUGCCAACUUACUCGGUCGUGGCAACCCUCGUCAAGGAGGCCUGGAUAUAAUCAAUCUCCGAGUAGCCGCAAUUAAGCUGUUGACAGCAUCCAUGCCCAUGACCGAUUUCUUCUCCAAGCAUACUGCGACACGGCAAAGGGUGACUACGGUCUACUUCAAGUCUUUGUACUCCUCUUCACCUGAAGUCAAAGAGGUGGCGCAUGAAGGCCUGAGAACAGUCCUUUCGCACCAAAGCAGGCUCCCCAAGGAGCUGUUGCAGACAGGUCUUCGGCCUAUCCUUAUGAACCUAGCGGACCCUAAACGUUUGUCCGUUCCUGGCCUCGAAGGUCUGGCCAGGCUUCUGGAGCUCCUGACGAACUACUUCAAGGUCGAGAUAGGGCACAAACUCCUGGAUCAUUUCAGAGUAGUGGCUGAUCCUCAGAUGUUGCAAGAGUCGUCGAGGCUGCCCUUGACAGAAAACGAGGGCAUCACGAAGCUUGUUCGACUCGCUAACAUAUUCCACCUCCUCCCAUCGGCUGCCAACAUAUUCCUGGACGCACUCGUUAAUGCCAUAGUGCAGACGGAAGCUCAGAUGCACUUCUCUGGCCAAUCCCCGUUCUCGGAGCCCCUUGCGAAGUAUCUUGAUAAGUAUCCUAUCGAUGCUGUGGACUUCUUCAUGCGCCACCUCCACUUCCCCCGGCAUAUGAGAACCCUGAGGACAAUACUUCAGGCCAAUCUUGCACCCAGUGUCCUUCGCGAGUUGGCUUCAAGGACGUCCACGCUAGUCACUAUGUGCUUCUAUGGUAAUGAUCAGAGCCUAAUCAUGCCUGGGCUAGAGAUUUGCUCCGACCUGAAUAAGUAUGUUCCCGACUGGCUGCAUCACAAUGGGUACGCUCUAGGAGCCCUGGUGAAGAUAUGGAAUCUCAGUCCAGGCACUGAACAGGCCGCCGUUGGGAUGGAUUUGACUCAGCGCUAUUCCUUGAUCCUGUCUAUCUUCGAAGAGGCCUUAAAGCAGUCGCCCCGGAUUGACAUCCUCUUCGAAAUUGUUGCAAUUUACACUCGCAGCGUACCGCUGGACUUGAUGAAGCUAUCACACUUCCUGUAUCGCCAUGUGGCUUCAAGGGAAUCUCUCGCGUACAAGCGCAAUAUUUUGACUCGUUUCCUUAUCUGGUUCAAGGACGAGAGUGUACCAUGGCCACGCAAAGCAUACUUCAUGCGCUCCAUCAUCACUCCCAUGCUCUUAAGACAAGCAUCCGGUACGAUACCCAAGGAGGGUCUCCUGGACGAAGAGAUCAUAGCUAAGGUUCAUGCAAGUAUAUGGCGUCCAAUGUUGGAUGAUGCCGCGUUGUCUGAGGCGGAUGGCAUGUUCAAAGUCGAGCUGUUGCACUUCACUACUGUCAUGGUCCAACAUUAUCACGACAUGCUUGAGCCUGUCAAGAAGGAAGUCAUCCGAUGCGCCUGGUUCUAUAUCAGCCACGAAGAUCCCGUGGUCAAGCAGACAGCGUAUCUAUUGGCCGCUAGGUUCUUCGAAGCGUUCGAUACACCACAGAAGUUCAUCCUUCGCGCCUGGACUGGAUUAUUGAAGCAACCCCACACUGAAGUACGAGCCACUAUUCGUCAAGCUUUGGAUAUUAUCGCCCCUGUGUUGUUACGGUCAGGCGCUCAAGAGCCAGGUAACCAGCCUACAUGGGCGAGAACGACUCGAAAAUUGCUCGCAGAAGAAGGCACCGGGUUGGCCCAGAUAAUGAUCGUAUACCAGGUUAUCGUGCGGCAGCCGCAACUGUUCUAUCAUGUCCGGGCCCUUUUCGUACCACACAUGGUAAACUGCCUCGCACGACUUGGCUUGUCUGUUUUGGCCCACAACGAGUCAAGGCUUCUUUCCAUUGACAUCCUCCAGGUUAUAUUCGAUUGGGACCAGAAGACUAUCUCAUCUGGCGUGGUUGAUGAAACUCCCGCAUCUGGGGACAACAGGCAGAAUGCGAAUUGGGUGACACCUAUGCCCUUCCGUGAGACCAUGGUGAGCUAUCUGGUACGUCUGGCGACCGCACCGCACGAGCCGCCCGCCAGAAAUAUCCUGGUCCCUCGGGCGUUAGCUCUUUUACGGACUAUGGUAGGGACUCCGGGGUGGAGUGAAGUCACCGUGAAAUUACACUAUUUCGCGAGAGCGCUGGAGCAGAAUGAACUCAACAAUGAAGCUACCCUCAGCCAAGCCAUCAGCUCGGCCAAGGUACUUCAAAUCGUAUCCGCGGAUAAAGGGGAUGCCUGGUACCAUGCCAACGCUGCUAUCUUGCAAAAACUCAUACGCAAGGGCCUCAUGUCCGAAGAUGCAGCGCUGCAUGAUGCCUUGCAUCCUGUUUUCGACCAUCUGAUUCGACUGUUCCCUCUUCCAAGUGAGGAUGAAGAGCAACAAAGUGAUAUGAGCGAAUUCCACCGCUUUGUCUAUUCAACAAUCGGAGAGGGAUUGCGAAAUGGGACUACUCUGCGAGGUGUCCUACUCAUGUUGAAGUCUGUUGUGCAGGCGAUACCCGAGAGGAUAAAGCCUUUCAGCCCGUCGAUUGCCAAACUCCUCCAGAAACUCUUCAAGGACCAUACCGCAUCAGCUCCUGGGACCCCGAAUUUCGAUAUGACGGUCCGCCUCACCAUCUGCUUGCUCGAUAUAUGCCAGCUAGGCAUCUUGUUCCUGGGUGAUGACCGCAGAGCUCUUUUGCAAGCUUUGGUACUUUUCGUUGACAAGUCCAAAAGUCCCGUCCUGUGCAAAUACCUGCUGGACCUGGCGCGCGAUUGGGCCAUCCAAAAGCGUGACGCUUUCCCUACUGUGAAAGAGAAGGCGGCGCUCCUGCAAAGAAUGGUCGCAUUUGAGACGCGCGGCGAAGCGCUGUUCAACAGCUAUCUCGAAUUGAUCCUGGACAUCUACACUGAUGCUUCUCUGCGUCGCAGCGAUCUUACUACAAGGCUAGAGCAGGCUUUCCUGACUGGUUGUCGCUGCCGCGAAGCUUCCCUACGCGAAAAGUUCAUGGACCUCCUGGAUAGUUCCAUUCCUCGAAAUUUGCCAGCUCGAUUGGCAUAUGUCCUGGGAGUCCAGAGUUGGGAGGCCCUAGCAGAAUAUAAUUGGAUCUACAUCGCUUUACACUUGUUACUGGGGACUGUGGAUGGCGAUCAUGACCUUAUCGACGAGCGUAAAGGGUCGUUAGACCCUGCCCUUUUCGCCGUCUUCGGGCGAAGAUGUGCUCAGGAAGUUGUCCGUCCUCUCCAGCGUCUGCUAUUCCUCGAUCACCAAGUCGCCCAUGACAUCUGGCUCACAAUAUUCCCCGCUGCCUGGGGAUGCUUAUCGCGACGAGAGCAGACAGACAUUACCCAGCACGUGAUGAUUCUGCUGAGCAGGGAAUAUCAUCUGAAACAAGCGGAGCUUCGACCGAAUGUUAUCCAGUCUCUGCUGGCAGGAGUGCAUGCGUGCAUACCUCCGAUCACGCUUCCGCCUCACUUGCUCAAGUACCUUGCCAAGAACUACGGGACCUGGCACGUGUCGCUCGAGCUGUUGGAGAGUUCAUUGGACCACUUGAGAGAGGACGAAAUUCCUGUUCGAGAUACAAUCUACGAUUCGCUUGCUGAAGUCUUUGCCGAGCUCUCGGAAGAUGAUCUGUUCUACGGUCUUUGGCGGAGGCGCAGCCUCCACAGUGAGACCAAUAUUGCGAUCGCUUUCGAGCAGAAUGGGAUGUGGGAGCAAGCUGCUGUUAUGUACGAGACAGCGCAGAGUAAAACGAGGUCGGGAGCGAUACCAUUUUCCGAACCCGAAUUCUGUCUUUGGGAAGAUCAUUGGAUGCUAGCUGCUGAGAAGCUACAACAAUGGGACAUUCUUUUCGAACUGGCCAGGAAUGAAGGGAAUGUUGAGCUGCAGCUGGAAAGUGCAUGGCGCAUUAAGAAUUGGGCUGAGGAACGAGCUUCCCUAGAAGAACUCGUCAACUCCCUCCCAGACAUUGGGACCCCUCGCCGUCGGGUCUUCGAAGCAUUUAUAGCCUUACUUAAACUUCCGGAGACGUACGGUGCCUCGGGACCGAAUGCCACAGCCCAGCAUGCUAUCAAUGCCGCGACACAGGAAGUAGCUGCGGAAGUCACCAAAAUAUUGGAGGACGCAACGCAACUAUCCCUCCGAAAGUGGAUUGCUCUACCUCCCUACUUGUCACCUGCACACGUGCCAUUACUCCAGCACUUCCAACAGUUCGUGGAACUUACAGAAGCGAUCCAAAUAUUCAACUCGUUAGCGUCCACGACCGCGUCGAAUCUUGAGAAGAAAUCCGCGGAACUCAAGAUUCCACUACAGGCUUGGCGUGAACGUCUUCCUGACCGCUGUGACGACAUCAGCCUCUGGAGUGACCUCGUAGCUUGGAGGCAGAAUGUUUUCCACGCCAUCAAUAAGCGAUACAUACCACUUAUUCCACAGAGCGGACCCAAUGCCAAUGGUGCUGCUGGGACUUCCAAUACAUUCGGCUAUCGAGGCUUCCAUGAGACGGCUUGGAUCAUAAACAGGUUUGCCCAUGUAGCGCGUAAACAUGACCUCCUGGAUGUCUGCUUCACUUACUUGAACAAGAUCUAUACCUUACCCAAUAUUGAAAUCUCCGAGGCAUUCCUCAAGCUUCGCGAACAGGCGCGCUGUCACUAUCAGAAGCCUAACGACUUGCAAGCAGGCUUGGAAGUUAUCAACAAUACAAAUUUGAUGUACUUCUCGAGUACGCAAAAGGCGGAGUUCUUCACCCUGAAGGGAAUGUUCCACGCUCGCGUUCAGCGCUACGAGGAUGCCAACCAUGCAUUCGGGUCUGCGGUACAGUUAGACAUGAAUCAAGCUAAAGCUUGGGCAGAGUGGGGCAAAUUUAACGACCGUAUGUUCAAAGAGAGGCCGAACGAUAUGACAUACGCUGCCCACGCUGUCAGCUGUUACCUGCAAGCUGCCGGCUUGCACAAGAACGGGAAAAGUCGGCCUCUACUGACUCGGGUCUUAUGGCUGCUCAGCGUUGAUGAUGGCCAAUUCACGAUUUCGCGCGCUUUCGACACCUAUAAAGGAGAUGCAGCGUUCUGGUAUUGGAUCACCUUAAUACCUCAACUAUGUUUGUCCAUAUCACAACGAGAAGUCAAGCAAGCUCGAUACCUGCUACUAAAUCUUGCGAAACUAUACCCUCAGGCCCUUUUCUUCCCUCUCCGGACUACGAAAGAGGACAUGGCAAUUGUCAAGAGACAAGCAGCCGCAGCCGCAGCCGCUCGAGCUUCCAGUGGCAGCAGCCAUGGAGCGCCCUCAGUUCAACAGGCGACGACCGCAGAUGUAGCCCGAAGGACUGAUGUAGAUCAUCCCAUGCGAGAUGCUACCAACGAAGUCAACGAGACGAAGAAGGAGAAUGACUCAGUCGGUCCGUCUCAGUCCCCAGCCCCUGUUGCACGCUCAGGCUCGGACGGCACUGUACCGGAUGUACAAAGACCUGCUCCGCCCAUCUCCGGGGCGCAAACAGGCAAUGACGCUUCCGCGUACCACCCAAUGCGACAGGCUUGGGAGUAUGUCGAAGAGGUUGUCAACAUCCUCAAGACAGCCUUCCCCCUUCUCAUACUCAGCUUGGAGACGUUGAUAGAUCAAAUCAACCAGCGGUUCAAAGCCACACCGGAAGAAGACAUCUAUAGAUUCGUAUGCAUGCUGCUGCUAGACGGUGUUAAUACGUAUCUCAGCAGGGUGCCAAUGGCGGAGGACGACGGACAAUUGCCCCCACAGACGCAGGCCAACCUCCAGCGUAUGGUCGGCAAUCUGACAGGCCCUGCUCGAAAAGAUUACGAAGAAGAUUUCCUCAAGUCAAAGCUGACGCAGCUGGAGUACAUUGGGAAACUACAACAGUGGCGAGAUAGAUAUGAGAAAUACCUUGACUCUCGACCCCGCGUUCAACCAUUGGACCUGCUCAGUCAUUAUUUGACGGAGUUCCAGUACGGUAAAUUUGACGAGAUCGAAGUUCCGGGCCAAUAUACGGAGGACAAGGAUAGCAACCAGAAUUUCAUCAGAAUCCAGAAGUUCGGUCCCAAAUUCGAGAACUGUCGAUCCCAUGGAUACUGUUUCAGGCGCCUUACCAUCCAUGGAAGUGACAGCUCGAAGACUUCGUUUGCCGUACAAUUGCCUUCAGGCCGGCAUUGUCGCAGAGAGGAAAGAGUUAUGCAGUUGUUCAGGACUUUCAAUGGAACAUUGAGCCGCAAGAAGGAGAGCCGAAAGAGGAACUUGACCUUCCAUCUUCCUGCGGCAGUGUCAUGUGGUACCAAUCUGCGUUUGCUGCAGAAUGAUUCUUCCUACAUCAAUCUUGGUGAUAUAUACGACCAGUAUUGCGAAGAUACCGGUGUCAGCAAAGAGGAUCCAAUAUUGGUAGUUGGAGAGAAGAUUAAGACCGUCUUACGGGAGUUCAAUCACAAUGAGAAACGACUGCCCAGCAAAGCGGAGUACUUCACUCUCAAGAAGGAUGUAUUGGAUGAGGUUGUGCUGAAGCUUGUCCCAGACGACAUCCUUUUCCGGUAUAUGUUGCGGACUAUGGACGGUCCAAGCGAAUUCUGGCGGAUGCGGAAGCAAUUUACCCUACAAAUCGCCGCCACUAGUUUCAUGACGUGGACCUUGUGUCUAACCAGCCGCCUUCCGUCUCGCUUCCAUGUAUCACGCGCCACUGGGCAAAUAGCCAUGAGCGAGCUUCUGCCUGGCGUAGCUGCGAAUCUCCCUCAGUUCGCUACCCCUGAUACCGUGCCUUUCCGGUUCACGCCCAACAUGCAACGCUUCGUCGGACCUAUCAUGACGGAGGGUCUCUUGACGACGAGCAUGAUGGCGAUUGGACGUUGCUUGACGGAGCCCGAGUUCGAUUUGGAACAGCAGUUGUGCUUGUUUGCAAGAGAUGAAGUCAUAACUUGGCUUCAUUUACGCAACAAACCCUGGAAUGCAGCCGACAUCACAUUCCGCAACCACGUUGCUGCUAAUAUCGAUGCCAUAGUCAAAAAGGCCGAAACAAUGGCGUGUAAAGUGGAGAGGGAACAGGCUGUUCAAAAUCCGAGCAACCCCGCCACAGCGCCGGUGGUCCAGACGGUCACAAACCUCAUUUCAUCGGCUACGAAUCCCAUCAAUCUAGCCAAAAUGCAAGAAGUAUAUAGUCCUUGGUUCUAGUCAUGGGGUUUCUGGUGCUCUCGAUUUGCUUUGCGAUGUAUAAUUACUGCUGUAUCAUUAGAUUAUGUAUUGUAUAUUCCGACCCGAAAGUAAACUAAGAGUUUGCAUAAACAGGAUUAGCUAGGGCUGGUGUCACACGCGAUGGACGCCCCUAACAAAACCUUCUGUAUGCUUGAACGUAUUGAUAUGUCCCUCACUGUCCAGCAUCAUCUGCUCAGCCAUCCGGUAGAUGUCAGACCCAGGCCGAUUAUACAUCAUCGCAUUGGCGAAGAUGAGAUAGAUAUCACGUUG
Molecule: messenger RNA, 11091 nt
Organism: Gloeophyllum trabeum ATCC 11539
Lineage: Eukaryota; Fungi; Basidiomycota; Agaricomycetes; Gloeophyllales; Gloeophyllaceae
Exons: 20
Coding region: 46-10800 (3584 amino acids)
Biological process (GO): regulation of DNA-templated transcription; DNA repair
Cellular component (GO): SAGA complex; nucleus; NuA4 histone acetyltransferase complex
Molecular function (GO): transcription coregulator activity; protein binding
Source: RefSeq, a predicted model, not a curated record